AUGGUGAAAGGCACGAACGCCGAGCAAGCCCUCGCCAGAGAAGAAGCUUCGAGCAGCCGUCCAAAAAGACAAAGAGUUCCUUCCAUUGUUGAAGAAGAAGGCGAAAAUGGUGGAGGAGAUGUGGUAGUACGAUCUGGGACGUUGUUCGAGCUAGAUCUUCUCGAUUGUCCUAUUUGUUGUAACGCACUCACCAUUCCUAUCUUUCAGUGUGACAAAGGACAUAUAGCUUGUUCUUCUUGCUGUACUAAUGUAAGUAACAAAUGCCCUUACUGCUCUUUGGCAAUUGGUAACUAUCGGUCUAGAAUAAUGGAGAGAGUUGUUGAAGCAUUCAUUGUCCGAUGUCCCAUUGUUGCUGGAGAAGCGUCGAGUAGCCGCCAAAAGAGGCUACGAGUUCCCUCCAUUGAUGAAGAAAACGGCGAGAAUGGUGGAAGAGAUGUGGUUGUGCCAUCUGGGACGUUGUCCCAGCUAGAUCUUCUCGAUUGUCCUGUUUGCAGUAAAGCACUCAAGAUUAGUAUCUUUCAGUGUGACAAUGGACAUGUAGCUUGCUCUUCUUGCUGUAUUGAACUGAGGUACAAAUGCCCAUCCUGCUCUCUGCCUAUUGGUAACUACCGAUGCAUAAUAAUGGAGAAAGUUGUCAAAGCAAUCAUUGUUCCUUGCCAAACGCCAAAAUGGCUGCACCGAGACAUUCUCUUAUGGCAACGAGUUAGUCCAUGAGAAGAAAUGCAGCUUCGCUCUGUGCUAUUGUCCUGCACCAAACUGCAACUACGCGGGUGUGUACAAGGAUCUCUACAGUCACUACGCUGCUAACCACAAAAAAUUAUGGACACGUUUCAGUUGUGGCUAUUCCAUGCAUGUAUGCAUGGACUUCGAGUCGAAAAGUUUGGUACUUCAGCAAUAUUCAGAUGGUCCAUUGGUUGUGCUUCAGUGUUUCAAGGAACCACCACAAGGAUUGUUUUGGACUGUGAAUUGUAUAGCACCUUCUGCUCCAGGAGUUGGAAAGUUCUCCUAUGAGCUAUCCUACUCGACGGCAGGUAACACUUUGACGUUUAGAUCGUCGGAGAUGAAUCGGAUUCAGAAAGUGAGCUUCCAAACUCCGGAGAAGGACUUCAUGUUUAUUCCUGAAUAUAUCUUGUGUCCGAUGGGUUUGUAUAAGGGUACUUAUAUUUGUAUCCGCAGCCUAGAAGAAGAAGAAGAAGAAGAAGAAGACAAUGAAGACUAA
Molecule: messenger RNA, 1219 nt
Organism: Arabidopsis thaliana (thale cress)
Lineage: Eukaryota; Viridiplantae; Streptophyta; Magnoliopsida; Brassicales; Brassicaceae
Product: TRAF-like superfamily protein
Exons: 3
Coding region: 1-714 (237 amino acids)
Biological process (GO): protein ubiquitination
Molecular function (GO): ubiquitin protein ligase activity; zinc ion binding
Source: RefSeq, marked reviewed